AUGUGGAGCAAUCUUGAAGAGCAAAACAGCCCAAGGAUUACGAUUGCGCCCCCUCUCCUCAAUAUUUUGUCAUCACUACCUUCGUCUGUCAGCCAAUCCCAUGCCCCAUCUGCCAGUUGUCUCGCGGACAUCUCGUCAGUUUCUCUCCAGCUGCCUCCUCCCCCUCUUCCUUCUAUAUCGCCUAACUCACAGCCUCCUCUACCGCUUGUUAGCACCUUCGAGCUUUCCCCGAUCAUUUCGGCAUCUCGAGAUGUGCUUACGCCGAACGAGACGGUUGAUCAGCUGGCCACGCUUGGAGGCAUUGGUCAGGCGGAUUGUGAUACAAUCAAUGCCGGCGGUUUCGGAGGUGGCAGCGCCGGAAGUGGCAACAGCAACGGCAGUGUGGGUAGUUAUGACAAUGGUAAAAGUAGCUAUUCUCUUGGAGGUUACCGGCCGACUGGUAGAUGGAAUCAUGGCACGACGAAGAGUGGCGAUCAGUUCUCCUGUCGUCAGUGUGGCCACACGUAUCGGCAGAAGGUGCACCUUCGAAAGCACGUCAUGUCAGCACACUGGCUCCGGAAGCCCUACCAAUGCCAGCAUUGCGCGUAUGCGACUGUCGAGAAGAGUCACCUAACUGUCCACGUUCGCACACACACAGGCGAGAGGCCAUUUCGCUGCCGAGAGUGUGGCUAUGCCUCGGCACAGAACUGCACACUCAAAUCGCACUACCUGCGCCGGCAUCCGGCCAGUCGAGUCUUGUGCGGCUGGUGUGGAGACACUUUUGUCACGGAGCAGGAGCGCAAUAACCACCAGCGUAGUUGUCAGGACGGUCUCGACGUUGGGCUCGACCGGGCCCCAACACUUGUCUCCUCUGGCUCUUUACCUUCAUCCAGUUCAACGUCUUUUCCCGUUGCCUCAGACAACGAGCAUAGCUUCCAGUUGGCACUCGGCAACAGCGGUUUAGAGGCCGAGAAAUCGCUAGCUCCUUCAGGUGACAACGAGUCGACUACAGUCGCACUCGGCUUCAAUUUCGCCUCUUCGACCUCCUCACCUCGAGUUCCAGGCGGCUUUCAGGCCACUCACUUUUCCCUUCGGUCCAUUCCCACUCCACCCACGACAGUCUGGAAGCCUCACUGCUCACUAAAUGCGCAUGUCUAG
Messenger RNA from Protopolystoma xenopodis, 1137 nucleotides. The record is from the annotation of a GenBank genome assembly. Lineage: Eukaryota; Metazoa; Platyhelminthes; Monogenea; Polystomatidea; Polystomatidae.